Messenger RNA from Drosophila serrata, 1220 nucleotides. Its product is annotated as serpin B8-like. Gene Ontology annotation, molecular function: serine-type endopeptidase inhibitor activity. NCBI's taxonomy places the organism in Eukaryota, Metazoa, Arthropoda, Insecta, Diptera, Drosophilidae. The record is from RefSeq and is a predicted model, not a curated record.
UGGAUUGUCUACAGUUCAAGAAAAACGAUGAAGGCGUUCACAGGCUUACUGGGAAUGCUCCUUCUUGGAGCUAUUCUGGCUGAGGACAUUUCGAAGAAGCCAAGUCAGUCAAAGAAUAGGGCGGAAUGUACAAACUUUGCCGGGGAUUUGUACUAUAGAGUGCAGGAAUCCUUACCGGAGGAACAACACUUUGUGAUAUCACCCUUGGGAGUUUCCUCGCUGCUUGGAACGCUCCUGUUCGCCGUGGAUCAAACUUCUGCCAUCGAAAUCGCCAAUUUCCUAUAUCCGAAAUGUAGGAAUCCAGAUGAAGACAUCUCAAGUCCCUCGAUCCUUGAGCGACAGGGAUCUCGUCUUUCAAUGGCCACUGUUGCUUUGGUUCGAGAUGGAGUUGCUGUGGACAAAAAGUUCGAGAAUCAGGCUGCUGAGCUGGGCUCCUACGUGUUUAGGACAAACUUUUUGUCGUAUAGAAAUGAAUUCAAUGACUUUUUCACUAGCAAGACCAAUGAGAGGAGACUCUAUCCUAUGGACCCUGGACUUUUAACCGACCCACCAGGCCCAGAAAGCCGUCUCCUCUUCUACAAUGGUAUGCGGUACACAGGUCGAUUUGGACAGAAAUUCUCUUAUUUGAAUGGCAAACUGUUUGCACCAAGGGUCCAGGCACUACACGGCCAUAUUCCAGAGCUGAAAGCCCAGGUCCUGGGCCUUCCACUGCUCAAUACCACUUCGUGUCUGCUGAUCCUGCGACCCGAUAUAGGAGUCGAAUUAAAAAGUGUGGCGAUAAGACUUCGUACGGUGGAUGUGCGCCAGUUGCCCAGCCAACUGAACCCGACUACGAUGGACAUAACGCUGAAACAAAUGUUUGAAAAAAGUUAUAUAUUUUUGCGCGAACCUUUGAUGGAAGCAGGCAUAACAAGCGUUUUCAACGAAACCACUGCCGACUUGAGUGCCUUCAAUAAGGAAGUGCCAUUGGAUGACGCGCUGGUAGUAACUCUAAUCAGCCUGUUCGAAAACGGAAUUAAUACCGAUGAAGAGGACUCAAAUUAUGACAUUGAGAAAAUUGAGAAUUCAGUCGCAUAUCCAAAGUUCGAGGCUCUCAACAACUUUAUUUAUGCCAUUGUAGAUCCAGAGCGUGUCUAUUUAAUGGGCCGCCGUACUGAGUCAAAAUGGUAAAGCCCAGAAUCUGAGUUAAUAAACGGAAAGCCUUUUGUUUUAUUACAUAA